GCGGCGCUCAGCCGGGACCGGGUCGCAGCGGCGGCGAGAUGAGCCGGGCCCCCGCCUUCCUGAGCGCCGCCGAGGUGCGCCGCCACCUGCGCGGCUCCGGCCUCCUCCUGCCGCCCCUGCAGGCCGCCCUGGCCAACUUCUCCCGCGGCCCGGACGGAGGCGUGGAGCAGCCGGUGCGCACCGUGGUGCCGGUGGCCAAGCACCGGGGCUUCCUGGGCGUGAUGCCUGUCUACAGCGCAGCGGAGGAUGCCCUGACCACCAAGCUGGUCACCUUCUACGAGGGCCACAGCCCGGGCUCCGCGGUCCCCUCCCACCAGGCCAUCGUGCUGCUCUUUGAGCCCAGCAACGGCUCCCUACUGGCGGUCAUGGAUGGAAAUGUCAUAACUGCCAAAAGAACAGCUGCAGUGUCUGCCAUUGCCACCAAGUUUCUGAAACCUGCUGACAGCGAGGUGCUGUGCAUCCUUGGAGCUGGGGUCCAGGCCUAUAGCCAUUAUGAGAUCUUCACAGAGCAGUUCUCCUUUAAGGAGGUGAGGAUAUGGAACCGCACCGCAGAAAAUGCAGAGAAGUUUGCGAACACCGUGCAAGGAGAGGUUCGGGUCUGUUCGUCAGUGCGAGAGGCCGUGACAGGUGCUGAUGUGAUUGUCACGGUCACCAUGGCAACAGAGCCCAUUUUGUUUGGUGCAUGGGUGAAGCCAGGGGCCCACAUUAACGCGGUUGGAGCCAGUAGACCCGACUGGCGAGAACUGGAUGACGAGCUCAUGAAGCAGGCCGUGCUAUAUGUGGAUUCCCGAGAGGCUGCGCUGAAAGAGUCAGGAGACGUGCUGCUGUCAGGGGCUGAGAUCUUCGCCGAGCUGGGAGAAGUGAUAAAUGGAGUGAAGUCAGCCCACUGUGAGAAGACCACAGUGUUCAAGUCUCUGGGGUUGGCUGUGGAAGACAUGGUUGCAGCCAAACUAAUAUAUGAUUCAUGGUCAUCUGGUAAAUGAAACAAAGCAGCUCUGCAUCGAGAUGAAUGCUACAACUCAAAGGACAUUGCUGUGACUUGUCUCAGAAUUUCCAGAUUAAAUGACAGCCUAGACCCCAGUGAACUGCAAUUUGUGCUUAUUAUGUUGUACUUUAAAUACCGAGUUUGUGUUUGUAGGUGGAACCCAAAACUUGAUGACUAUUUCUUCUGUUAAACCAAAUUAUAAUAACAUUCCCUUCCUUUGUGUUUCACUAACUUUGGACUUCCCUGAAAUAAAGCUUUUCCAGUUCUGUGCA
Messenger RNA from Octodon degus (degu), 1257 nucleotides. It is a transcript of the gene Crym, whose product is annotated as crystallin mu. Gene Ontology annotation, molecular function: thyroid hormone binding. Gene Ontology annotation, biological process: thyroid hormone metabolic process. NCBI's taxonomy places the organism in Eukaryota, Metazoa, Chordata, Mammalia, Rodentia, Octodontidae. The transcript is spliced from 8 exons. The record is from RefSeq and is a predicted model, not a curated record. Gene Ontology annotation, cellular component: cytoplasm. Bases 39 to 983 code for a protein of 314 amino acids.